AUGGCCGCGCCCUUGAUUCGCAUUAAGCCCGCCACUGAACCCGCCAAGGCGCCCGCUGCGGUGGAUGAGCACGACAACUCCCAUCGCUUGGUGUCAUUUCUGCAGUCCCAGUCCCAGACCACAUUGACGAGACUGUACCAGAAGCCGUCGUCAUGUCUCUCAAUAUUCCGGCUCCUUCGCCCUCUCGAACGCCAGCUGGUAAUGAGCCUCCUAUGGCUCGAGUCCCCCAUUCCUGCAUCCACCAUCGCCGCCUGGGUCACCCGAGAAGGGCGCACGCCGUACCAUGGGGCACUAGCCACUCUUGCCCGAUUGCAUAUACUGCCUCAAUCCACCGCAAAGCUCGCCCUGAACCCUACGUUCAAAGCGAGCUUCCGCCAUGCCAUUACUGGAGGCGGAGCAAGUGGCAGUUUCGGUGUUCUCGCCGACAGCGAGAAGCACCCGCCUCCAGACAUUGAUUCUCUAGACGCUUACGCGCUUGAACGGUGGGAGACCAUUUUGUACUACAUGGUCUCCUCAGGGACUGGACAGUUCCCGGCCAAGCCAUCAGGCGGCGUUCUGUACCUUCUCCAGCGAAGUGGGCUCAUGGCGAGCGAGCGCGGGAGUGCCCAGAAAAUCACCUCCGCGGGGUUCCAAUUUCUCCUUCACCCACCACAUGAACAGCUCUGGGAGCUACUUCUGCAGUACCUCCAAAUGGCAGAGGAGCGACGGAUGGAUUUGGUCGAGGUCCUCAGUUUUCUUCUCAUGAUGUCCACUAUGGAGCUCGGCAAGGAUUACUCAACCGAGCAUCUCAGUGCGACGCAGAAGGCGAUGCUCGAGGACCUCAGGGACUACGGCCUCAUCAAACAGCGGUCCGCGACAUCGAGGAGAUUCAGUCCGACCCGCCUAGCCACCACUCUGACGUCCUCAGCCCCUCCUCUCCCCACAUCAACCAGCACUGGAGACGGUUCACAGGCACAGGGUUUCAUUGUUCUCGAAACAAACUAUCGGCUGUAUGCGUACACCGACAACCCACUACAAAUUGCUGUCUUGAACCUGUUCGUUACGCUCAAAUCUCGGUUCCCUAAUCUCGUCAUUGGAGCGAUUACCCGCGAGAGUGUGAAGAAGGCGCUUACUAACGGGAUCACCGCGGACCAGAUCAUCAGCUACCUGGUGACUCAUGCGCACUCACAGAUGCGCAAAAACAAACCACUCCUGCCAGUCACCGUACAGGACCAGAUCCGCCUCUGGGAGCUUGAGAAAAACCGCCUUAAAUCACAAGAAGGCUACCUCUACACCGGCUUUGCGUCCGUGGCGGACUACGAGUACGUGCUCAACUAUGCGAAGCAGCUCGACGUCGUCCUCUGGGAAAACACGGCGAAACGUUCCUUCUUCGGCAGCGUCGAGGGGCACGCCAACAUUCGGGGGUUCAUCGAGCGUCGAGCCGCAGCCGGGAAUACAUAG
Epithele typhae is the source of this 1440-nucleotide messenger RNA. Its product is annotated as transcription factor Tfb2. Gene Ontology annotation, cellular component: transcription factor TFIIH core complex; transcription factor TFIIH holo complex. The transcript has 13 exons. Gene Ontology annotation, molecular function: double-stranded DNA binding; ATPase activator activity. Gene Ontology annotation, biological process: nucleotide-excision repair. Bases 1 to 1440 code for a protein of 479 amino acids. The record is from RefSeq and is a predicted model, not a curated record. Lineage: Eukaryota; Fungi; Basidiomycota; Agaricomycetes; Polyporales; Epitheliaceae.